Paramuricea clavata is the source of this 420-nucleotide messenger RNA. Lineage: Eukaryota; Metazoa; Cnidaria; Anthozoa; Malacalcyonacea; Plexauridae. The record is from the annotation of a GenBank genome assembly.
AUGGCGGUCGAGCCUGAGCAAGCAGAAGCACCGAAUGUUGAGACGAAUAAGUUAUCUUUGUCAUUGUUUCGAAGGCCCGACAAGUUUAAAAUUGGCGAAGACUUUGAUUUGUUCAUCAAGAAAUGUAAUUUGUACUUCGAAGCAGUGGAACUUGAAGAUGUUAAAAAGCGACGAUUUGCGCUGUUGUUUAAUUUGAGCGAAGACGCGUUUCGUUUGGCAGAACCGGUUGAGUUUGGCGAAGGGGAAAACGCGUACAAAGAUUGGAUUGGAAAGUUGAAGUCGUUAUUUGAAAGGAAUCAGACUGCUACAGAGAAACGUUACAAUUUUCAUCGUCGAGAACAGGAGCCUGGUGAGUCUGUUGAUUCGUAUGCUGUUUCUUUGCGAGAAGCUGGAGCUAGAUGUGGUUUCGAAACAUGGUGA